Psammomys obesus (fat sand rat) is the source of this 677-nucleotide messenger RNA. RefSeq names its product ATP synthase peripheral stalk subunit F6 (gene Atp5pf). Gene Ontology annotation, biological process: proton motive force-driven ATP synthesis. NCBI's taxonomy places the organism in Eukaryota, Metazoa, Chordata, Mammalia, Rodentia, Muridae. Gene Ontology annotation, molecular function: proton transmembrane transporter activity. The transcript is spliced from 5 exons. The record is from RefSeq and is a predicted model, not a curated record. Bases 266 to 592 code for a protein of 108 amino acids.
UCCGCCGCGUGGCCCUCGCCCGCGCUCCACAGCCGGCUGGAAACGGCGGCGGCGCGGGCUCCACGUACAGCUGCCCUCCGGAGGCGUCCGGUCGCAGACUCUAUCGGAGGCGCUUCCUGUCCGGUGAGCGUCGAACGACUGAAGCGGUAGCCCAUAAUGCAUUGCGACGGCGGGUAGGCGUGUGUAGGCGGAGCCAGGGCCGGAAGUAGAACGGCGGCGGCGGCUGCGACUCUGGCAGCUCGGGACUCAGCGCAAGAGACUCACCAUGAUUCUUCAGAGGAUCUUCAGGCUCUCCUCUGUCCUUCGUUCAGCAGUCUCCGUGCAUUUGAGGAGGAACAUUGGUGUUACAGCAGUGGCAUUUAAUAAGGAACUUGACCCUGUACAGAAACUCUUCGUGGACAAGAUAAGAGAGUACAAAUCAAAACGACAGACGUCUGCAGGACCUGUUGACAUUGGCCCCGAGUAUCAGCAAGAGCUGGACAAAGAGCUUUACAAGCUUAAACAGAUGUUUGGUAAAGGGGACAUGAAUACAUUUCCUACCUUCAAGUUUGAAGAUCCCAAAUUUGAACUCCUCGACAAACCGCAGUCCUGAGGAAUAUUAUAAAAUCAUGUGGUAAUCACGAAUUAGUUGUACAACUAAUUUUUAAAAAUUCAAAUAAAUGUUCAUUUCACAGUUA